This is a messenger RNA of Penicillium maclennaniae, 777 nucleotides long. RefSeq lists its product as uncharacterized. The coding region runs from base 1 to 777 and encodes 258 amino acids. Lineage: Eukaryota; Fungi; Ascomycota; Eurotiomycetes; Eurotiales; Aspergillaceae. The transcript is spliced from 2 exons. The record is from RefSeq and is a predicted model, not a curated record.
AUGGGUAUUGGCGGAGUCAUCCUACGCUUUUCCGCACUCGCUAUACGCGUGUUGCAGCUUCUCGAUGCGGCCGUUAUCCUUGGCAUCUUCUCGUAUUACCUUGCCAUUCUGGCCCAACACAACCUGCACAUCGCAACAUGGAUUCGAGCCGUCGAAGGUCUAUCAGGUGCUGCUACACUUUACGGAGUCCUCGGUACCAUCUUCGUCUGCUGCCUUGGCGGGAUCGGCUUCUUCGCUUUCCUCGGUGUCGUUCUCGAUGUCUGCUUCACGGGCGCUAUGAUCGCCAUCGCCAUCCUUACCCGCCACGGCGUCAACACGUGCACUGGCAUCGUCAACACGCCUCUGGGCACCGGCAAUGCCAGCGACGACUCCCAGGCCGGACUGAGCUACGGUAUGGCCUGCAAGCUGGAGAAGGUGACAUUCGCCGUUGCCAUCAUUGGAAUCUUCCUGUUCCUCAUUUCUAUUGUGUUCCAGAUCGCUCUCGCUCGCCACCACAAGCGCGAGAAGCGAUUCGGUCCCUCCCCGGCGAACGGUUACACCUCGGGUAGUCGCCGCAAAUUCUGGAGCCGCAAGAAGAACAACCCCGAGGUUGCUGGCGCGGAUGCUCUGCCUGGCCACCCGACUCCUGCUGAUGUCGAGAUGGACGGUGAGACCAAAGAUGAGAAGCGUUGGUACAGUUCGUUCGGUCGCAAGAACAAGACUGAAUUCCCCACCACCGCCACUGGAGGUGCAAAUGGGUACGGCUAUGGCAACUCUGCCUAUACUGGCAACAUCUAA